This is a messenger RNA of Mycena citricolor, 3250 nucleotides long. NCBI's taxonomy places the organism in Eukaryota, Fungi, Basidiomycota, Agaricomycetes, Agaricales, Mycenaceae. The record is from the annotation of a GenBank genome assembly.
GUCAAGACAAAAUUCAAUGUACAUAUGUAUCCGAAGCACAUCCGAAGCUCGUACUUGAGAACCACUGCUUUACAUAACAUGUAGCAACACCUAGGGUAAGAUCUUAUCUUAUCGUGUUUCCCAGCGCCAUCAUGAUGACUGCUGACAUCCUUUGUCCCAUGACUUCACGAUCUGCCAGUCUCGGUCACUCACUUUUUCGGGACCGUUUCAGGAACGCUCCUACCGUCCAAUGCCUUGCUAUGCUACUGGAUAACUCUCGCUCACCUCUGCUCCUGUCCUUCAAUCUAUGUUUUGGGGUUCCCGCCACCCACUCAUUCUCAAGGCACCCUUCAUUUGAUAUCUCCAACUUGUCCAAUGUCGACAUCACCCGACUGACAUCUACACGCUGUAAACCAGUCAGAGCGCGACACCCCUAUGCGGCUGCGACCGAGUGCAUACAGCCGGCUGCGGAAUUCGCACACCGAAUGACUCCCGUCAGCAGCCCUUGACGCGGGGAUGUCAAGAGUGAGGCGAGAGUGCUAUAAGGGACAGGUGCUGCAUUCCCACCUCCCUCAAUCGUCUCCCGUUGGAUCCAGCCCUCGCAAUGUCCUCCCACAGCCCCAUCUUUGGUCUCUACUGUUUACCCUCGGGCGCCUCCGCCGCGUGCACCCCCGUGUCGUUUCCGCUGCUGAGCGUGCGCGUCUCUGCGCGUCUCACAGACCUCUCGGCGCAGGUCACGCUGGUGCAGACGUACCUCAACGCCACUGCGCCCGAAGUGCCCACGUCGACCGAAGCUCGCUACGCGUUCCCCGUCCCCGCUCGGGCGGUCGUUCACAGCUUCACGAUGAUCCGGGCGGACGGGACGAGGGUCGUGGGGCGUGUACAAGAGAAGCGUGCGGCGAGGAAGACGUAUGAUUCCGCCGUCCAGCGCGGCAAACAGGCCGGGAUUCUGGAGCAGUCGACACCCGAUGUCUUUCGUGUUUCAGUGGGGAACAUACCUCCCAAUGAAGAGGUCCGAAUCGAGUUGGUCUAUGCUACUGAGCUCACGGAGGAUGAGGAGAACGAUUCGGUGCGGUUUCACGUUCCCAUGCACAUUGGGGCCCGGUAUGGUGCUGCGCCUGCGGAACUCGGUGGUUUUGGGAGCCAAAACGUUCCCUCCCAUGGUGUAUUCCUCGAGAUGAUUACACACAUCGAAUCCACGUCGCCGAUAUCCAAAAUUGGCUCGCCAUCGCACACAGUUUCCACGGAGCUGGGCCCGGACCCUGCGUUGCCCAAUGCAAGCCAGCUGCCCUUCUCACACUACGCUCGGGUCUCCUUGUCUUCCGACGCUCAGCUGCAGAAGGACUUUGUGUUGACCGUCAAGUCUGCUGGGCUCGACGCCCCGCGCUGCGUAGCUGAGACCCGGGAUGGAGAAGUCGCGAUGGGAUUGACAUUCGUCCCGCGGUUCGUGCUUCCCCCCGUUGCGAGACAGGAGUACAUUUUCCUGGUCGACCGCAGUGGAUCGAUGGAUGGCCAGCGGAUGGUCGCGGCGCGCAAGGCCCUGGUCGUGAUGCUGCGCUCGCUGCCGCACCGCGACUCCUCGUCGUUGUUCAACAUCGCCUCAUUUGGCUCAGAUUGCACACUUCUCUGGCCCCAGGGCAGCCGAGCGUACAAUCAGGAGACGCUGGAGCAGGCGACGGAGCACGUCGAUUCGAUGCGGGCUACAUACGGAGGGACCGAAAUUCGGUAUGCCUUGCAGACAUGCUUUGCGAAGCGCCAAUCCGACCGGCCGACGAGUAUCUUCAUGUUGACGGAUGGCGACGCCUGGGAUCUGGCCGGCGUGCUGGAGCUGGUGAAAGGCACGGUGAACGAGCAUCCUGUGCGCGUGUUCGUGCUGGGCAUCGGCGACGCCGUGUCGACGGCUAUGUGCGAGGGAAUCGCGCGCGUGGGUAACGGGGCGUGUAUGUUCGUGGGCGAGAGCGAGACCAAGUUCACAGGGAAAGUCGCAAGACUGCUCAAAGCGGCCAAGACGCCUGUCAUCGGAGAUGUCCAUGUCGACUGGGGAUCGACAGUCGUCAGCGAUGAAGCUGAAGAGGAAUUUGAAUUACUCGAAUGUCCUCCCGCGCCACAAACGAAACGAUCUGCCAAGCUAAAUGUGUUUGACUGCGAUGUCGAUGUCCUGGAGUCGGACGACAGUCCAGCUCCUCCGCCGUCUCUCGAGAUUAAUCUGCCACCAAUUCCUUCUGCCCAGCAAUCUCCGUUCAAGAUUCGCAGUCUGCUACCUGGUGUGCGGUGUACUGUUUAUGCCAUCUUGCAAUCAUCACAGAUUCCCCCUAAAGUAGCUCUCCGCGGCAGCACUACAGACGGUGCCACCAUCGAGCUGCCUGUAGACGUCACUGCCAGCUGUCUGGGGACCACAGCACUGCAUGCUAUUUCCGCGCGCAAGAUUAUUCAGGACCUGGAAGACGGACAGCACGGGCUAGCGCGCGAUGGCGACCCAGAUCUGCUCACUCGGACAGUGAAUGCAGCGAUCGUGCGAUUGGGCACUAAAUACGGCAUCGCGUCGUCGCAGACGUCGUUUGUCGCCGUGGAUGAGACUAUCGAGAGCGUUGAUGCAAAUGAAGUGGAGACAUUUGAAGAAGGAUUGAAUUCACUGCGGACUUUGGCUUCGGCUUCGGCUUCGUCGGCACCGUCUGCCGGAGUGCACAUGCCAGCAUCAGCGGCGCCGCCGCCACCUAUGCUGAUCGCAGCACCGCCACCCCCGCCGCGAGCACCGCCCCCAGGCUCAGUGGCUCCGAGUUCCUCAUCGGAAUCAGAUGACACAGACGGCACAGGAUCUGAUGCGGGAUCACACACCGCACUUCCCGUCGACGAUGCUGAAGAGUCGGACGACGACAUGGGCUUUGGGGUGUUCGACGGUGGCACACCUCCCCCGCACGUCGACUCGGAUCCACUUGUGGAGCCGGACCCGCUGGAGGCGCUCGCUCGGCUCCAGUCCUUCGACGGGGCCUUCUCCGCCCAGGUGCUCGAUCUCGCGUUCAUGCAUCUCACAGUCGACCGUGCGGGACUCCGGGCGCUGCUGUCGCUGCCCGCUGGGCUCAAGGACGAGGACGUGCUGCUUGCGACGGUGCUUGCGAUGGCGUAUCUGAGCAGCCAGCUGGGAGGGGACGUCGAGCGCGAGUGCUGGGAGGACAUGUACUCCAAGGCACACGACUACGUCUGCGACGCACUGGGCUGGCAGAGCGCGCAGCUGAUGGCAUCACAGGCCAAAGCCGUGGACGUGUUCGGAUAG